Messenger RNA from Striga hermonthica, 486 nucleotides. NCBI's taxonomy places the organism in Eukaryota, Viridiplantae, Streptophyta, Magnoliopsida, Lamiales, Orobanchaceae. The record is from the annotation of a GenBank genome assembly.
AUGGCCAAGGUUGUAGCUCUCGCAUCCACCCUCUGCAUCUUGGCUGUUGCCGCCAUCGCCAACGCCCACAACAACCUCUCCUUAUUCAAUGUCGAGGGCGACGUCUAUUGCGACCCUUGUCGUGUCCAAUUCGAAACCGAGCUCUCACACAAACUCGUUGGUGCCACCGUGCGCCUGGAGUGCAGGCACGCUGACACCAAGACUGUGAUCUACUCGUUGGAAGGGGUCACGGGCCCCAAUGGGCAUUACAACCUCCCGGUGGUCGGGGACCACGGGGACGAGAUCUGUGAGGUCUCGGUUGUCAAUAGCCCAAGCAGCAAAUGCAACGAGCCGUUGGGCGAGAAGUCGAGGGUUGUUUUAUCUAACAACGACGGCAUGCACUCGACUGUGAGGAUUGCCAACGCUAUCGGGUUCCAGACAAAGACUGCCCUCCCACAAUGUGGGCCCGUCCUCUUCAACAUGGGUGUCGUCGUCGAAUCACAAUAA